Setaria italica (foxtail millet) is the source of this 2951-nucleotide messenger RNA. RefSeq names its product glycerophosphodiester phosphodiesterase GDPDL3. The coding region runs from base 315 to 2558 and encodes 747 amino acids. Gene Ontology annotation, molecular function: glycerophosphodiester phosphodiesterase activity. Gene Ontology annotation, biological process: lipid metabolic process. The transcript is spliced from 9 exons. Lineage: Eukaryota; Viridiplantae; Streptophyta; Magnoliopsida; Poales; Poaceae. The record is from RefSeq and is a predicted model, not a curated record.
UCCCCCCGACUCCCCGAGUACACGGAGUACCCCACCACUUUUCCCCGCUGCCACCUCCUUCCUCUCCCUCCCCCCCUGGUCUCCACUCCCUCCCCUCUUCUUCCCCAACGCAACUCAGCACUACUUCCCUUCCGCCUCCAUUUCCGUCUCCCUCUCCCGGUCUCGGGGCUCAAAAUCCAACAUAGCCAUUGCGGCUCAAGGAUUUCUCGAUUCUUGCUGCCUCCUUGGCCUCCUUGGGGCGGCAUUUCCGGUCCAGACCGCUCUUUUACGGAGUUGUGUGCUUGCGCCGAGGGCGGCGCUCUCUGCCGGAGGAGAUGAGGGCCUGCCAUGUCUGUUCCGUUCUCGCGCAGCUCAUGCUGCUGUGGCUGGGCGUCGCCGCCGCGCAGAAGGCCACUUCUUGGAAGACAUUGAGCGGCAAGGCUCCAGCAAUCGUAGCCAAGGGUGGAUUUUCAGGGCUGUUCCCUGAUUCAAGCCCAGAUGCUUAUGGAUUUGUGCAGUAUUCUAGCUCGCCGGAUACAGUGCUAUACUGUGAUGUUCGGCUAACCAAGGAUGAGGUUGGCUUGUGCCUGCCGGACAUAAAGAUGGACAACUGCACAAAUAUUGCAGAUAUCUAUGCACAGGGUCAGAAGAGCUACCUUGUCAAUGGCGUGCCUACAUCAGGAUGGUUCUCUGUAGACUACAAUAACACUGAGCUUGGACAAGUGUCUCUCAUCCAGUCAAUCGCUUCCCGGUCACCCAGAUUUGAUUCAAAUUUCUAUCCACCACUUGCUGUCGAAGAUGUGCGGUCCAAAUUCAAACCUCCUGGAAUUUGGCUCAAUGUUCAGCAUGACAGGUUUUACAGCCAGUUCAAUCUAAGCAUGAGGAAUUAUAUCAUUUCUGUAUCUAAGCGUGUUGUUGUCAAUUAUAUCUCAUCACCUGAAGUGAGCUUCCUCACCAGCGUACUUGGAAGAGUUAGCAAAAAGACAAAGCUUGUGUUCCGCUAUCUUGAUGAGAGCACUCUCGAACCAUCUAUGAACCAGACGUAUGGUUCCAUGUUGAAGAAUCUUACAUUUGUCAAGACAUUUGCAUCCGGGAUACUUGUCCCAAAGAGCUAUAUUUGGCCUACUUCGGCAGAUAAUUAUCUGCAGCCGCACACUUCAGUUGUCAAUGAUGCUCAUAAAGCUGGGUUGGAAAUUUAUGCCGCUGAUUUUGCAAAUGACUUUAUGAUCAGUUACAACUACAGCUACGAUCCCUUAGCAGAAUGUCUGACGUUCAUUGAUAAUGGUGUGUUCUCUGUUGAUGGUGUACUGACUGAUUUCCCUGUUACACCAUCAGAGGCAAUUGGGUGUUUUACCAAUUUAAACAAAAGCAACACAGAUCAUGGAAAACCUCUUAUUAUUUCCCACAAUGGUGCUAGUGGGGACUACCCCGGUUGCACUGAUCUAGCUUAUCAAAAAGCAGUUGAUGAUGGCGCAGAUGUCAUUGAUUGCCCUGUCCAAGUGACCAAAGAUGGAGUGCUAGUAUGCAUGAGUUCAGUUAAUCUAAUGGAUGAUACUACUGUUGCAAGAUCGCAAUUUGCCUCUCAGACGGCAGUGAUCAAAGAAAUUCAGAGUGCGCGAGGAGUCUUUACGUUCAACCUCACUUGGGAUGACAUUGUAAAGAAUCUGAGACCCAUAAUAUCUACCCCAUUAUCCACCUACAGAAUGGAUAGAAAUCCGAGGUACAGGAAUGCAGGAAAGUUCAUGAGACUAUCAGACUUUUUGGACUUCACAAAGAAUAAGGAUUUAUCAGGAAUCAUGAUCAGUAUAGAGCAUGCCACUUUUGUGGCAGAGGAACUUGGAUUUGACAUGGUUGAUACAGUUAUCAAAGCCCUUGGCGAUGCUGGUUACAACAAUCAAACUACCCAGAAAGUUAUGAUUCAGUCGACGAAUAGUUCAGUUCUAGAGAAGUUCAAGCAGCAAACAAAGUACGAUCUUGUGUACAUGAUCAACGAAGAAGUCAGGGAUGCCACACCUUCUUCCCUCGUGGACAUCAAAAAGUUUGCUAGUGCCGUAUCCGUUGAUACCAGCUCUGUUUUCCCUGAACCCCACCAUUUCACAAUGUACAAGACCAAUCUUGUCCAGACACUGCAGACUGCGGGUCUCUCGGUCUAUGUUUACACUCUCAUGAAUGAGUUUGUGUCUCAGCCAUACGACUUCUUCGCAGAUGCGACAGUGCAGAUCAAUGCGUAUGUUAAGGGCGCGGGAGUGGACGGGCUGAUCACUGAUUUUCCUGCCACAGCUCGAAGAUACAAGGUGAACAGUUGCAUGAACAUGGGCAACAGCGCGCCGAUUUUCAUGGCCCCUCCUCGUGCUGGCGAUCUCAUGCAAAUCAUCAGCAAACUUGCGCAACCACCAGCAUUGGCUCCCAUGCCGCUCCUCACAGACUCGGACGUGGCGGAGCCGCCCCUGCCUCCCGCCAGAUCAAACAGCAGCACAGCUCCAACACAUUCCGGCGCAACCAGGAUGCAUGCUCAUGCUACGCACAUCCCGGUCCUUGUCACACUGGCGGUGCUUUUCGCUUGGUGUUCCCUGGUCUGAGAUUGCAAUGCAAGUCACGCUCGUCAUUCGAGUUGGACACAGCGCCAAUCUACUAAUCAAAUAUUCUUCUCUCCACCUGUAGCAGACUAGCCUUAGUUCAUUUGUUCAGUGAAUAUGCAUUUGGGGGCACAUGACACUUCUCUGAGUUGCCCAUGCUGACGUUUCAGUACAUACAUGUAAGACGGGGAAGAUAUUGCCCAUGUCUUCUUCUCAAGCUCUGGACAAAGUAAGGGCUAUGAUCUAGUGUAAGCAACUCAGAUGGCAUAGUUCUCUACAAUCUGAGCCUAUGAGCCAUGACUGUUCUGUCCUGAAAGGCUGAGGAAUAUGAAAGUUGCGAACACAAUCCCUGAAUUAUGAUGGUGUUACACAUGAGAUGGAUGUGUUUCCGGAUUA